Oncorhynchus mykiss (rainbow trout) is the source of this 1477-nucleotide messenger RNA. NCBI's taxonomy places the organism in Eukaryota, Metazoa, Chordata, Actinopteri, Salmoniformes, Salmonidae. The record is from RefSeq and is a predicted model, not a curated record.
AUAGAUGUGCUGGAGACAAAAUGUCAAGUGAUCAGCAGGAAGCCAUGGAAGAAAUGUGAAGUGAAGGAUGUAGCUGACAUACCAGUAAGAAGUAUAGCAUGUAGGGGUCUCAUAGACUCCCAUACCUUGUGUCCAGUGCCUGCCACGGUCAUCAUCGACACAUGUCCAGACUGUCCAACAGUAGGGUGCCUGGAUGACCCCAUCAUAGCGGAGACGGCCAAUCUGUCCCUCCAGACAUACAACAGAAAGAGUCGCCUUACCAACUACUACACUCUCCUCAACCUAACAGGAGCUAGCAUGCAGUGGGUUGAGUGUCCGUCCUACUUUGUGGAGUUCACCAUUCAAGAGACGGUCUCUGCUAAGGACAAUCCUGACGUUGAUCUGACCCAAAGUAAAAUGAUGGACUGUGAAUUUUCAAUGGAGUACUACACUACAGCUACACACUGUCUAUCACAUUCUGAAAUAGGUAAAAAGGGAAAACCAACUGAUGAUUUGUAUGUGACAAGCUGGCAACUAUUCCGUGGAGGAAGGUAGCCUACUGUAGACCCACAUCAGCAUCACACCAUUCUCAGUGAUUUCACUAUGUCAUCAUAUCCUGUUUUUCUGUUUGACCAAUAAUAUGCUGGGUUCUGUUCCCUAGCACAAGGGCUUGGCACAGGCUCUCACACCACUCUGGGUGAUGGCAUGUUUGAGAUCAAACUUCCCAUCGAGUUCAAGUGUGAAAUCUUUGAACCAGAGGUUGGGAAUUUCCACAACAGUGCCAUCACUGCCAUACCAUGAUGGAACCUAGAGAGACAGCACAGCAGUGCUGUCUAUAGAGACAGCACAGCAGUAACCUCAGAAAUUGGGCAGAUGAGACCCCCACAAUGCAGGAGUUUGUUCCAGUCCAGAUCUGACUAAAUUGUGAUGUAAAUUCAGGACCAAGACUGGGUCUAGGGGUAGGGGAAAGGAAGGGGUUGAUCUCGGAGUGGGCAUAAUGUUCUGAUUGUCCCAUUUCAUAAGCACUUAAAGUUAUUAUCAUUUUUAUGUCCAUCUCUCAGGCUAGAGAAGAAGUGAUGAUGAGAACCAUAAACAUGCACACACACACUGCUUGCUGUGGGGUCGUGGUGGUCCUAUCCCCCACCUCAAAGAGCCUCACCAGCAGCAAGCAACUGUCCAGGCAAGAGAAAAACCAACUUGGGACUGGACAGGUUUCAAAUCUGAUUGAUAAACAUCUUACGUUACUGCAAUGACAGCUUAUUAACAUUUUUUAUGAGAUACAAAGCUAUUUGGUAACGAGGGCACUAUGACUCCAAUACUUCCACUCUUUUGCCUUGGCUGGAUGUUUCUUUUGCUAUUUUGGAUCACAUAUGUAAAGAAUUCCACAACAUUGUACUGUAUGAUAAUAUGAACUAUGAUGUGUGUGUAUCAGAGCAAUAAAUUAAUGGUUUACAAUGAAUAUAUUUUCAAUGGUCAUAAUUUAUUGUUCAACUGUAUC